AUGGAGCGACUAUCGGCUGGUUCUGAAAGUGGAUUAAUGUUGGAGCAGCAGGCGGUGCCGCAGUUCCAAAUGCUUGAGACACCACAGCAGAAAGCUUUACUCAAUUUAGUAUUUCGAUCGAUGAAAAGGACUCACGAUCUCUUCUGUCAUGACUACGGGACAUCACCGGAACUGGAAAUAAAAGCUGAUGAUUUAUGGCGUUCAGUGAAGCUGAAAUCUGAAUAUGGUAGUGUUAUGGAGGAAGUAAGUGAAGUAAAGAAGAAGAAGGAGGAGGAACUAUUGAAGUUGCCAGUCAGUUCAUCAGUUAUCACUGAUUAUACUCAGAAUGGUUUAUCUAGAAUGGUUGCUAUAACUGCAGGGACAGCAGAAACUAUUAAGGAGAGAAGCAUUGGAGUUGCAACAGCAUCCGGUCGACCAGAAGAAGGUAACAUGCGUACAGUGUUACCUAGUCGAGCACCUGUUAUAGUCAAACCUAAAUGGCAUGCGCCGUGGAAACUUUAUAGAGUAAUCUCAGGACAUACCGGUUGGGUUAGAUGUUUGGCUGUCGAUCCUACUAAUGACUGGUUUGCAACUGGUGGUGCUGAUCGGAUUGUGAAGAUAUGGGAUCUCGCUAGUGGAAGGUUACGGUUGUCAUUAACUGGACAUGUAAGCUCAGUUAGAUGCUGCAAAGUUUCAAAAAGACACCCAUUUCUUUUCACGGGAGGGGAAGAUAAACAGAUUAAAUGCUGGGAUCUUGAAUACAACAAAGUGAUCCGACACUAUCAUGGGCAUUUAAGUGCUGUUCAAGAUCUUACAGUUCAUCCAACAAUUGACGUCUUGAUCAGUUGUGCUCGCGAUGCUACUGCUCGAGUAUGGGAUAUGCGAACUAAAGCGCAGAUCCAUUGUUUAAAUGGACAUACAAAUACGAUAGCAGCUGUUAUUUCACAGGAAGUCAAUCCCCAGGUCAUCACUGGUAGUCAUGAUUCAACUAUUCGGCUCUGGGAUCUUGUUGCUGGACGAAGUAUUUGUACUUUGACACAUCAUAAGAAAAGUGUUCGAGCUUUGACGCUUCAUCCUUCACUUUACAUGUUUGCUUCCGGUAGUGCAGAUAAUAUCAAGCAGUGGAAAUGUCCGGAGGGAAUAUUUAUUCAAAAUUUAACAGGACACAAUACUAUUAUCAAUUCGUUAGCAUGUAAUGAAGAUGGUGUUCUUGUUUCUGGUGGUGAUAAUGGGUCGUUAAGUUUAUGGGAUUGGAAAAGUAGUUUUUGCUUUCAACGGCAUCAGACGAAAGCCCAGCCAGGUUCUAUUGAUUCGGAAGCUGGGAUAUUUGCAGUCGCAUUUGAUCAAUCUGGAUCUCGAUUAAUUACUGCAGAAGCAGAUAAAACGAUCAAAAUGUAUAAAGAGGAUGAAAAUGCGACCGAGGAGACGCAUCCGAUUCUGUGGCGAUCAGAAGUAUUGAAACGAAAAGCCUAUUAA
Molecule: messenger RNA, 1455 nt
Organism: Thelazia callipaeda (thelaziosis nematode)
Lineage: Eukaryota; Metazoa; Nematoda; Chromadorea; Rhabditida; Thelaziidae
Source: the annotation of a GenBank genome assembly